Messenger RNA from Hypomesus transpacificus, 2604 nucleotides. RefSeq names its product acyl-CoA oxidase 1, palmitoyl (gene acox1). Bases 1 to 1983 code for a protein of 660 amino acids. Lineage: Eukaryota; Metazoa; Chordata; Actinopteri; Osmeriformes; Osmeridae. Gene Ontology annotation, cellular component: peroxisome. The record is from RefSeq and is a predicted model, not a curated record. The transcript is spliced from 14 exons. Gene Ontology annotation, molecular function: FAD binding; fatty acid binding. Gene Ontology annotation, biological process: lipid homeostasis; fatty acid beta-oxidation using acyl-CoA oxidase; very long-chain fatty acid metabolic process.
AUGAAUCCAGACAUACGUAAAGAACGGGAAAAUGCAACUUUUAACGUCGAAAUACUCACGUCUAUCCUGGACGGUAGUCCUGAAAAGACCCGGAGGAGGAGAGAAAUUGAGACACUGGUGAUAAACGACCCAGACUUCCAGCAUGAAGACCUAAACUUUCUGUCCAGGAGUGAGCGAUAUGACGCGGCGGUGAAGAAGAGCGCUCAGAUGAUCCUGAAGCUACGGGAGUAUGGCAUCUCUGACCCGGAGGAAAUCUACUGCUACAAAAGCUGCGUGCACCGCGGGCGCCCCGAGCCCCUGGACCUCCACCUGGGGAUGUUCCUGCCCACGCUGCUCAACCAGGCCACGCCUGAGCAGAUGGACGCCCUCUUCAUGCCCGCCUGGAACCUGGAGAUCAUCGGCACCUACGCGCAGACGGAGAUUGGGCACGGCACCCACCUCCGCGGGCUGGAGACCACGGCGACGUACGACCCCGCCACCCAGGAGUUUGUCAUGAACAGCCCCACUGUCACCUCCAUCAAGUGGUGGCCCGGCGGACUGGGUAAGACGUCUAACCACGCCAUAGUGCUGGCCCAGCUCCACACCCAGGGCAAGAGCCACGGCCUGCAUGCUUUCAUCGUGGCCAUCCGCAGCAUGGGCACCCACAUGCCCCUGCCAGGUGUUGUGGUCGGCGACAUCGGGCCCAAGUUCGGCUUCGACGAGGUCGACAACGGCUACCUGAAACUGGAGAACGUGCGGAUCCCUCGGGAGAACAUGCUGAUGAAAUUUGCCAAGGUGGAGCCAGAUGGCACGUACGUGAAGCCCCCCAGCUCCAAGCUGACGUACGGCACCAUGGUCUUCAUCCGCUCCAUGAUCGUGGGCGAGUCGUCCCGCGCCCUCUCCAAGGCCUGCACUAUCGCCGUGCGCUACAGCGUGGUCCGACACCAGUCGGAGAUCCGCGCGGGGGAACCAGAGCCCCAGAUCCUGGACUACCAGACCCAGCAGCACAAGCUGUUUCCUCUGCUGGCCACGGCCUACGCCUUCCACUUUGUGGGCCAGUACAUGAACCAGACGUACCACCGCAUCACCGGGGACAUCAGCCACGGGGACUUCAGUGAGCUGCCCGAGCUCCACGCCCUCUCCGCGGGCCUCAAAGCCUUCACCACCUGGACGGCCAACGCGGGCAUCGAGGUGUGCCGCAUGUCAUGUGGCGGCCACGGCUACUCGCGCAGCAGCGGCCUGCCGGACAUCUACGUCACCUUCACCCCCACCUGCACCUACGAGGGGGAGAACACUGUCAUGAUGCUGCAGACCGCCAGGUUCUUGAUGAAGUCCUACCGGCAGGCGCGGGGGGGUCAACAGCUGAGCGGCAUCGUUUCCUACCUCAACGAAUCAGAGCGCAGGCUGCAGCCCCAGCCCGUGUCGGCCCGCCCCACCGUGGUCAACAUCAACGACCUGGCCAGCCUGGUGGAGGUGUACAAGCUGCGGGCCGCCAAGUUGGUGGAGCUGGCAGCAAAGAGUAUCCAGCAGGAGCUGCAGCAGAGAAGAAGUCAGGAGGACGCCUGGAACCGCAGCUCCAUAGACCUGGUCAGAGCCGCAGACGCCCACUGUCACUACGUGGUGGUGAAGCUGUUUGCAGCCAAGCUGGGGGAGAUCGGGGACACCGGCGUGCACUCGGUCCUCAGCGGCCUGGCUCUGCUGUACGCCCUGCACGGCGUCACCCUGCACUCCGGGGACUUCCUGCAGGCGGACCUGCUGAGCGUGCCCCAGGUGAACCAGGCGAACCAGCGCGUGAAGGAGCUGCUGGCCCAGCUGAGGCCCAACGCCGUGGCGCUGGUGGACGCCUACGACUACCGCGACCAGAUGCUCAACUCCGUCCUGGGACGCUACGACGGCCAGGUCUACGAGAACAUGUUCGAGUGGGCCCGCAAGUCGCCGCUCAACCGCACCGAGGUUCACGAUUCGUACCACAAGUACCUGAAGCCCCUGCAGUCCAAGUUGUGAGCUGACCUCUCAACCCUGACCCCCCCUGACCCCCCUGACCCCCAGCUAUGACCUGACCUCCACCUGAGGUGUGGGAAGUAGUCUAACAGUCAACUAACCCAACAAUGGAAAUCAAAAUGCUCUCGGUAAUCAGUUAUUCUUCUGAAUGAAUUCCUUUUUAGUUCUACUUUUUUCCAAGUGGAUCUUUGCCACACUGUCCUGUAGGUGCAUUGAGAACACGAGUCAACAGGAAGGAGAGUGAAACAGCCGACGGGUUCCUUCAAUCGUAUUCCUAACCAAUCCAUGUCAUCUAAUCACAAUGUUUGAAAUCAUGAAUAUUACUGUAUAUAAUCUCUUAGAUACUGAUCAUUUAUAUCAUCCGUUAGUAUUCUGGGUAAGUGUGAAUCAUUAAAGAAGUGAGCGUAUUCGAUCCCAAUUUGAAAGGUUGGCUGCUAAGGGUUCCCUUGUAUUAACAUUGAUAGAAGCAUAGUGAAUGGUAAUGAAUGUAACUAAGAUACAUUUAUGAUGUAUGUGUCAGAGAGAGUGAGUGAGAGUGGAGAAGGUGGUAAAAAAAAAAGAAAAUGUUUUAAAGGAAAUGAUUCUGGGGUGUUGCCCCACAACAGUGACAUCGGUUAUGGUAAA